UUAUAAAUCAUUUUCCUGUAAUAAUAAAGCAUCAUAGACAUUUCAGGGCUCAAAACUGAUGCUCCUUCACCUUGUCUGAAGUUAUUACAAAUCCUCCACAUGAAAGCCAAUCUUGAGUUUUUCACUGAUUGAAUAUGCAGCUCCCUUGGUUAGCCAAACAUGAACUAGCAGCAACCGUGUUCAUUAUCGUAUCCCUUAUUACCCAAGUUACCAGCAACCUUAAUUUCAAUUUCCCUUUCUUCCAACCAGAGGAUGAAGCUCAUUUAUUGCUCAACGAGAACUCAAAAAUCUACUUGAAUGCCGUUCAAGUGACCCCUGAUAUUCGUGGUCCUAUCACAAACUAUUCAGGCAGGGUAUUCUAUAAAGAACAACUCAAGUUAUGGGACGGUCAAAGAGGAACCAAAACUUCAUUCAAUUCUAGUUUUGUUUUCAAUAUUUAUCCUGUAAGCUCUCCUGGUGGUGAGGGAUUUGCUUUCAUAUUGACAGACGACACUUCUCUUCAGCUUAACAGUGGAGGCCAAUGGCUUGGUAUCGUCAACUCAACAAGCACAGGGGUCACUGACAUCGUUGGAGUAGAGUUCGAUACAAGGAAAAGCUUCCAUGAAGAUGUUGAUGACAACCAUGUUGGGGUGGAUGUUAAGAGCAUCUAUUCCAUCAAACAACAAUCUCUUGGACCAUAUGGUGUUAAUCUCUCUAGCGGCUCUGAUGUUGUUGCUACUAUUUACUUUGAUGCUAAACAUGGGAAAAUUACUAUCUUUGUUAGUAUGUUAGGAGAUUUGACGGGGAGACCAGUGCUUGUGGUGGAUCGUGACCUCUCUGAACUGCUUCCAGAAAAUGUUUUUGUGGGGUUUUCAGCUUCCACGGGAGAAUAUACCCAGCUUAACUCAAUAAGAUCAUGGAAUUUCUCUAGCUGGACGGAUAUUGAGAAGAAUCCCAAAACUCUGACAUGGCUAUGGAUCUUCAUUCCAAUAGCUGGGGUUGGAGGAGUGUGUGUGCUUGCUAGUGUGUGCUAUUGGACAAGAAAACACAUAAAGGGACGAGGGUUGGAGGAAGAUAUGAAAAUAGAGCUUCAAAUCAAAAGCUCUUCCAAUGCCCCGCUUAAGUUUCAGCUGAAGGAGCUUUUAUCAGCCACAAGGAAUUUCCACUCAUCAAACAAGCUUGGGAAAGGAGGGUUCGGGAUGGUUUACAAAGGCACCUUAAACGGAAAAGAUGUUGCUGUGAAGAGGAUUUCAAAGAAUUCACGUCACGGUAAGCAAGAUUUUAUAGCAGAAAUCACAACCAUAGGGAAUCUCAAUCACAAACAUUUAGUGAAGUUACUAGGAUGGUGCUAUGAAAAGGGUGAGAUUGUCCUCGUGUAUGAGCUCAUGCAGAAUAGGAGCUUAGACAGAUUCAUAUUUUCAAAUUCUGGAGGCGAUUCAACUCUGAAUUGGGAAAAGAGGGUGGCUAUUUUAUGUGGGGUUGCUCGGGCACUAGACUAUCUUCACAAUGGAAGUGAUAAUAGAGUGCUGCAUAGAGACAUAAAGCCAAGCAAUGUGAUGUUGGAUUCAGAAUUCAAUGCUCGGCUUGGAGACUUUGGCUUAGCUCGCACCAUUCAUCUUAGUGAAAAAUCUCACCACUCAACAAGAGAAAUUGCUGGAACACCAGGGUAUAUGGCGCCAGAAAGCUUACACACACAAAGGGCUUCGGUUGAAACCGAUGUCUAUGCAUUUGGUAUUCUGAUGCUGGAAGUUGUGUGUGGAAGAAGAAAUGCUGAACACAGACAGGACCUGAGAUUUUGUAGCAGCAUAGUGGAAUGGGUUUGGGAGCUUCAUGGCAGAGAAAAGAUAACUGAUGCUGUGGAUUUGAGACUGAAUGAUGAUUUUGAUAAGGCUGAAGCGAAGUGUGUGUUUGAGUUAGGGUUAGCAUGUUGCCAUCCUAAUCCAUAUGAGAGGCCAUCAAUGAGAAGUGUGUUGCUGGUGCUGAUAGGGGAAGCUUCUCCUCCAUUUGUAGCAGCUGAGAAACCUGCUUUCACAUGGCCAGCCACUGCUUCUGUUCUCAACGAAGAGUCAAAUUUCCAAGUAAUAGUCUCUCAAAAUGAACCCAUAACAGAAUUGAAAAGUGGGAGAUGAUGAAUCAUUCUAUGUUUCAAAAUGUAAUGCUUUUUUAUCACAUGUCAGAGGAAUGGUAUUUCUCUGAUAUAAAAGUUGGAAAAUGUACUCUGUUGCCGCAUAUUUGUCUAUAAGGAUGGGUGUGUAAUACCCACUAUAUGUCAAUGUUCUAGGAUUUAUAUCAUUAAUGUUAUGAGAUUUUAAGGAUCCAUAGAAGAAGUCUUUUCCUAAUUAGUGAAGAGAAGGAAAUUUGAUGAAAUAUGUGCAGGUUGCUUAAAUUGUUGUAGCCUUGUUUCUUAUCUUUCUUUUUUGCACUCGCUCACAUAGGAAUGUUAGGAA
This is a messenger RNA of Vigna unguiculata (cowpea), 2426 nucleotides long. Its product is annotated as putative L-type lectin-domain containing receptor kinase S.5 pseudogene. NCBI's taxonomy places the organism in Eukaryota, Viridiplantae, Streptophyta, Magnoliopsida, Fabales, Fabaceae. The record is from RefSeq and is a predicted model, not a curated record.